Molecule: messenger RNA, 3571 nt
Organism: Lacerta agilis (Sand lizard)
Lineage: Eukaryota; Metazoa; Chordata; Lepidosauria; Squamata; Lacertidae
Gene: TBC1D2B
Product: TBC1 domain family member 2B
Exons: 14
Coding region: 15-2903 (962 amino acids)
Source: RefSeq, a predicted model, not a curated record
CUCUUGCCGCCACGAUGCCUUCUGCAGGCUGCUGCGAGGAGGCAGAAGGCGCCGCCACCCCUGGGGAAGGCCCCUUCCCUUCGAGCCCCCCGGCGGCGCUCCCCUCGGCCUCGGAGCGGCCCCGGCUUUGCGGCUACCUGCAGAAGCUGACGGGGAAGGGCCCGCUGCGGGGCUUCCGCAGCCGCUGGUUCGCCUUCGACCCGCGUUGCUGCGCCCUCUACUAUUUCAAGGGCUCCCAGGAGGCGGUGCCCCUCGGACGCCUCGACAUCGCCGGAGCCUCCUUCAGCUACCACCAGCCGGCCGAGGCCCCCGGCGGCGGGGUCGGGGAUGUCGAGUCCGCCCUCGGCAGCACAUUCGAGAUCCACAGCCCCGGCGGCGGCGUCACCGUCCUCAAGGCACCAACACACCAGGAUAUGAAGUACUGGCUUCAGGAGCUUCAGCAGAGGAGAUGGGAGUAUUGUAACAGCCAUGAUGCAACUAAGAGAGUCAGUCAAAUUUCACCGACACCAUGUGACUCCUCCAAAGGGCUUGUUGCCAAAGAUAAUACUGAUUGGACCACCAUGUUUUCAAAUGCGUCAGCAGAGAAAGUUAGAAAUGUCCUAAUGGUGGAGGCAGCGCGCACUGAACUGGUGGGAGAACAGGCAGCGUGCCAGCCCGCCCCAGGCCAGCCAAGUGCCAUUAACUUUUCUUUGAAGCAACUGGGUACAGAUAUCAAGAACUCUGUGUCUUCAUUAAGAACAGGAAAAGGAAGCAAUGAUAACCGUAAGAGUAUUUUUUACACAGAGGAGUGGGAAUUUCUAGAUACGAAGGAUUUGGAGGAGUCGAUAGUUCAAGAUCGGAAGAGGUUUUCAGCAGAGCAGAGCAAAGGCGUGUCUGGUCCAGCCUUUCCAUUUGAUUUUGGCCGCAUUCCACACAGAACAAGGCGUCCUUUAAAGGAAAUGAUUGCAAGCAGCAAAAACCGGAAUAGCACGGAGUCUCCUCCUGAUGAGUGUAAUGGAAACAAGCUGGCUUCCGAGAUGCAGCUGAAGUUCCAGAGCCAACAGGAAGAGUUGGAGAGUCUUGAGAAGGAGCUGUUGAGUCAAAAGGAACUUGUGCGGCUUCUGCAGCAGACUGUCAGAUCUUCACAGUAUGAUAAAUAUUUUGUAGGGCAUCUUUGUGAUGGAGUCCCCAAAGAUAAGUUAGAGCUGCUUCAUGAAAAAGACAGUCAGAUAUUGGGUCUCAACAACCAGCUUGAAAAGCUUAAUCUGGAGAAGGACAGUUUACGGCAGGAAGUAAAGAAUUUGAAAUGCAAGGUGGGCGAGCUCAAUGAGCAGCUGGGCAUGCUUAUGGAGACCAUUCAAGCCAAAGAUGAAGUGAUCAUGAAACUUUCCAGGGAGCUGAGUGAAUGUGAGGGCCAGUCAUCUGGCCAGAGUGGAGGAUCAGCUCAUUCUCCCAUGUCUUCUUCCAUCAACAAAGAACUGCAGGAGCUUGACAGACUGAAAGAUAGUCUUCAGGGUUAUAAAAACCAGAACAAAUUUUUAAAUAAAGAGAUCCUAGAACUGUCUGCUUUACGGAGAACUGCUGAAAACCGAGAAAGAGACUUGAUGACAAAGUAUACAGGCCUUGAAGCCAAGCUCUGCCAAGUGGAAAGUAAAUACCUUAUCUUGCUUCAAGAGAUGAAAACCCCAGUUUGCUCAGAGGAGCAGGGUCCUUGUCAUGAUGUGGUGGCCCAGCUCCUGGAAGAUGCCUUGAAAGUGGACAGCAGUGAGCACCUGGAGCAGACAUACUUCAAACCUCACAUGGUCAGUGAAUAUGAUAUUUAUGGGUUUCAGACCGUCCCAGAGGAUGAUGAGGAAGAGAAGCUGGUAGCGAAGGUUCGGGCCUUGGAUCUGAAAUCCCUCUCCCUUACUGAAAACCAGGAGAUGUCCACAGGGGUGAAGUGGGAGAACUAUCUGGCUAGCACCAUGAACAGGGAGAUGGUGCGCUCUGUGGAACUCAAGAACCUCAUUCGGUAUGGGAUUCCGCAUGCCCACCGCUCCCAGAUGUGGAAAUGGUGCAUUGGCCUGCAUGUAAAGAAGUUCAGAGAACACAUGGACCCAGGCUACUUCCAAGCACUGCUUCAGAAUGCCCUGAAGAAGCAGAACCCGGCUUCAAAGCAGAUAGAGCUAGAUCUUCUGCGGACUUUGCCCAACAACAAGCAUUACUCUUCUCUGACAUCUGAAGGAGUGCAGAAGCUGCGGAAUGUCUUGCUUGCAUUUUCUUGGCGGAACCCAGACAUAGGAUAUUGCCAGGGUCUCAACAGACUGGUGGCAAUUGCGCUUCUCUACUUGGAACAAGAAGAUGCCUUUUGGUGCCUAGUUACAAUAGUGGAGGUCUUCAUGCCUCGGGACUAUUAUACUAAAACCCUUCUAGGCUCCCAGGUUGACCAGAGAGUCUUCAAGGACUUGAUGAGUGAGAAACUCCCUCGGCUGCAUGCCCACUUUGAGCAAUACAGAGUGGACUACUCGCUCAUCACCUUCAACUGGUUCCUUGUUGUGUUUGUAGACAGUGUGGUCAGCGACAUACUCUUCAAGAUAUGGGACUCUUUUUUGUACGAGGGGCCAAAGGUAAUGUUCCGGUUUGCUUUGGCACUCUUUAAAUACAAAGAGGAGGAGAUACUAAAGCUGCAAGACUCAAUGUCCAUAUUCAAGUACCUCAGAUACUUCACUCGCACAGUCCUUGAUGCUAGGAAACUCAUCAGUAUUGCUUUUGGGGAUCUGAAUCCCUUUCCAUUGCGCCAGAUAAGAAAUCGCAGGGCCUACCACCUGGAGAAAGUCCGCCUGGAGCUCAUGGAACUUGAAGCCAUUCGAGAAGAUUUCUUGCGUGAGCGGGAAACUAACCCAGAUAAAAGGGACCUCAUUAGUGAUGAUGAAGAAGAUGGUUGAGGAACCCCCAGGGGCCAAGACUCUUUCUGGAAGCUUGACCAAAGUUUUGUGGAGUGGCCUCUUCCUUAAGGAUCCUGCAAAACUAAGCAACGUCAGCUGGAAAUUUGCAGGACAGAUUUCCAAGUCUUUAGCAUGCCGUUGCAGAAAUCUCCACCCCCCGCCAAAAUUUCUCCUUCCAUUUACCUUUUUUGCCAGAGUGUUAAAGAGCACUUUUUCUUGCACCUUGCAUCUGAGCUGCCGCUUUCCCCCUUCUUUGAAGGACUCAUUUUUGAAGUGCCUACACAUAGGAAGCAGUAGCGCAAAGUCCUUAAUCUUUUUAAUAUCCACCAUCUUACACUUAUUUCCCAGUUGCUUUCCCCACUCUUUCCCCUGCCCCAAAAUCCAUUUGGGAGAAUCACUCCUCAUUAGCCUUGAGUAUAUUGAACUAAGCUGGCAUUUUUCAUUGGCAGUCCAUCUCUGUUUGUUUAAAACCAGCCCAAAUAUUGACAGAUCUUCAGCAUAUCUGUGCACGUACUUAAAAACCAUGAAAAUGGGAAGAGGCUGCAUGGAGCCAGUCAAAAGCCUUUCAGUGCUUUUGCCAGGGAGCAGAGUCCUCUGAAGACAUCAUACCAUUGGUCCUAGUGGCUCUGUUUUUAGCAAGAAGAUUUGCUGAAGUCUCUUUUCACAUA